CAUACACACACACACACACACACUCAUUCACUCUCAAGUAGUGAGAGCAGGAGACGACAUGGACGAGCUCGAUUUGCUGUUGGAGGAGCUGGCCCUGAACCCAGGGGGUUCAGAGAGAGUAGAGGAGAACAGGAGCACUGAUCCAGCUGCAGGAGAGGGGCCACGUGCACUAUAUGCUGGACUUCACAAAAAAGGAAAAGGCCCAGCCAGUUCAAAUGUGUACAGUGAUCUGCCAGCUCCUGUGGCAGCUUCCCCGACCCCCGAUUCACCCACUAAAGAGCUGGAUGCUAUCUUGCAGGAUAUGAUGGGUUUGGGACAAGGGGAUCCAGUGUCUUCAACGACCCCACCGCCUCUUACACAAAAGAAGUCUGUGAAAAAAAAAACGGAGGGCGGGCAACAGGAGAACAGCAGCACAUCAGGUUCGGAUGCAAAGGCCUCGACCACAAGCAGGAAAACAGAUACUAUCGACGACCUACUCGGAGGGCUGAGCUCUGACUUGGAGAAGAUUGGCGUACGCACCACAGCGAAGGGCCACUGUGCUUCCUGCAACAAGUGUAUUGUGGGAAAGCUGAUCACAGCAUUGGGUGAAGUGUGGCACCCUGAACACUUUGUGUGUGUGGCGUGUAAAAUGGAGUUGAGCAACACAACCUUCUUUGAGAGAGACGGACGGCCGUACUGUGAAAAAGAUUACCAUCAGCUCUUCUCUCCUCGCUGUGCCUACUGCAAAGGGCCCAUCAUGGAGCACAUUCUGACAGCUUUGGACCAGACCUGGCACCCUGACCACUUCUUCUGUACACACUGCGGAGGCCUGUUUGGACCUGACGGUUUCCUCGAAAAGGAUGGGAAGCCGUAUUGCAACAAGGACUUUUACCACCUCUUUGCUCCCAAGUGCACAGGCUGUGGGGAGCCAGUGAGGGAGAACUACCUGACUGCAGCCAAUGGCACCUGGCAUCCAGAGUGCUUCGUCUGCGCAGACUGCCUGAAGCCCUUCACUGAUGGCUGUUUCAUGGAGUUGGACGGUCGACCCCUCUGCGCACAGCACUUCCACACCCGGCAGGGCACUCUGUGCGGUGGCUGCUGUGAGCCCAUCACAGGCCGCUGCAUUUCUGCAAUGGAUCGCAAGUUUCACCCAGAGCACUUUGUGUGCGCCUUCUGUCUGCGUCAGCUCAGCCAAGGCAUCUUCAAGGAGCAGAAAGGGAAGCCGUACUGCUCGGCUUGCUUUGACAAACUCUUUGUCUGAGACAUAUAGUACAUGAGAUACUAAUGAUGCAUUGCUGUCACCACUGCUGGCAACGAUUUAAUAUAAGGAGCAUGAGGGCGCAUUUAGGGCGAGUGAGAGGGGUGGUGGAUGGGUCUAACGGUGUUUCCCGACUGAAUUUAAUCAUUUCAUCAUCACUUUUUUUUUUUUUUUUUUACACCUUACUAUGUGCAUCCUUAUUUGCCUCCUUCACCUAAUCCUAACAAUCCGUGCCUGCUUGUGCAUUUGUUGACGUUCCAGCAUGGGUUGCCACGCGCUUGUGUUCUUUAAACAUAACAACAUGAUGCGUCAUCACACCAUGUGCAUUUGUUAACAUCAUGGUCGCUGCAUCCUGGAAUGUAAAGAGCAGACUUCGAGAGAUACCAAGAUAUAUAAUAUGCAGAAAGGGAACUCCACUGCAAAGUGGCAAUAUGUGAUGACUCAGGAUGAGAAUGUGUUGUAUGAGUAUAUUUUUGCAUAGGUAUAGCGCAAUAAAAGUUCAUUUUUUCAGUA
Messenger RNA from Plectropomus leopardus (leopard coralgrouper), 1750 nucleotides. RefSeq names its product leupaxin (gene lpxn). Lineage: Eukaryota; Metazoa; Chordata; Actinopteri; Perciformes; Serranidae. The record is from RefSeq and is a predicted model, not a curated record. Gene Ontology annotation, biological process: substrate adhesion-dependent cell spreading; endothelial cell migration; transforming growth factor beta receptor signaling pathway.